Medioppia subpectinata is the source of this 419-nucleotide messenger RNA. Lineage: Eukaryota; Metazoa; Arthropoda; Arachnida; Sarcoptiformes; Oppiidae. The record is from the annotation of a GenBank genome assembly.
UUGCGACCGAAUGAAUGAGAUCUCAAUUGCUUACAAACAGAGGGUUAAAGAUAAUCCCGUUUUAUCACACGAUUUGAGUACAACUUCUUCACCAAUUGAAAGAUCGGACGUCUAUUCAACGCCUAAAUCAAAGAAACCAACGACUGGUCAGAAGAAGGAUAAUAGAGAUAAUAAUAAGCAAAAGAGUGAAUAUAAUUCAGAUUCAUUGGACAAAUUGAAUACGAGAUUAACCACUGAUUGUCAAGAAGUGGGCGAAGUGUUGCCAAAUGUGGGGAAUAUGAUGUCAAAAAUUCUCCUUAACAUUAGUGACGCCUUUCAGAUUCUUUCGACCAAAUGUAAGGAUCAAAAGUUCUUUGAUUAAACGCCAAUUUUCUAAUAUUUAGAUUUUUGUUAUAUAACUUUUAAUAUAAUUAUAAAAC